GGAAGGCUCACCGCAGACCUCCCCCCCCUCCAGUCUCGGCUCCAGUGGGGGCUGAGAAGGUGCUUCUGCAGCGUAUACAACCCCCAGGCUCGCCACCAUGACCCCCCUGGGGGAUGAUGUCUGAGUCCCUGUGGACAGCGCUCUCCAAUUUCUCUAUGCCCGAUUUCCUUGAGAGCAGCAUGUUUCGCCGUACAAAAAGUUGCCGAACCAGUAACAGAAAGAGCCUGAUCCUGACAAGUACAUCGCCGACGCUGCCGCGGCCUCACUCUCCACUCCCAGGUCAUAUUGGUAGCAGCCCUCUGGACAGCCCUCGGAACUUUUCCCCCAAUACACCAGCCCACUUUUCCUUCGCUUCCUCCCGCAGGGCAGAUGGCCGGCGUUGGUCCUUGGCUUCCUUGCCAUCAUCUGGAUAUGGAACCAACACUCCCAGCUCCACUGUAUCAUCGUCCUGCUCCUCCCAAGAGCGCCUUCACCAGCUGCCUUAUCAGCCCACUAUGGAUGAGCUGCAUUUCCUUUCCAAGCAUUUCGGCAGCAGCGAGAGCAUUACUGAUGAUGACGGGGGGCGGAGGUCCCCUGCAGUGCGGCCCCGGUCCCGGAGCCUCAGCCCGGGCCGGUCUCCAUCCUCCUAUGACAAUGAGAUAGUAAUGAUGAAUCAUGUGUACAAGGAACGAUUCCCCAAGGCCACGGCGCAGAUGGAAGAGAAGCUGCAAGACUUCAUCAAGAGCUACGAACCAGACAGUGUGUUGCCCUUGGCUGACGGGGCUCUCAGCUUCAUCCACCACCAAGUCAUUGAGCUGGCACGAGACUGUUUAGCCAAGUCCCAGGAAGGCCUCAUCACCACUGUCUACUUCUAUGAGCUGCAGGAAAACAUGGAGAAACUUCUGAAAGAUGCCUAUGAGCGCUCUGAGAGCGAGGAGGUGACCUUUGUCACUCAGCUUGUGAAGAAGCUGCUCAUUAUCAUCUCCCGACCAGCCCGGCUGCUGGAAUGCCUGGAGUUUAAUCCCGAGGAGUUUUACCACUUAUUGGAAGCUGCUGAGGACCAUGCCAAAGAGGGACACCUGAUGAAGACCGAUAUCCCUCGCUACAUCAUCAGCCAGCUGGGACUUACCCGAGAUCCCUUCCCAGAUGUGCUGUAUGUGGAAGAGCAUGAUAGCGGAGGAUCCAACACCCCUGAGACAGAGGAGUUCACAGAGAGCCGUGGGACUACUCCAAAGCCAAAGAAGCCACCGGGAGAAGGAGACUUUGGAACAAUUAAACUCAUAAGCAACGGGGCAUAUGGAGCUGUGUAUCUAGUGCGGCACAAAGAGACCCGACAGCGCUUUGCCAUGAAGAAGAUCAACAAGCAAAACCUCAUCCUGCGCAACCAGAUCCAGCAGGCCUUUGUGGAGCGCGACAUUUUGACUUUUGCAGAAAACCCCUUUGUGGUCAGCAUGUUCUGUUCUUUUGAGACCAAGCGCUACCUCUGCAUGGUCAUGGAAUAUGUCGAAGGCGGGGACUGUGCAACCCUGCUGAAGAACAUAGGGGCACUGCCUGUGGAGAUGGCCCGCAUGUACUUUGCCGAGACCGUCCUUGCCCUGGAGUACCUGCACAACUAUGGCAUCGUCCACCGUGACCUAAAGCCCGACAACCUGCUGAUCACUUCCAUGGGGCACAUCAAGCUGACGGACUUCGGUCUCUCCAAGAUGGGACUGAUGAGCCUCACCACCAACUUGUAUGAGGGCCACAUUGAGAAGGAUGCCCGGGAGUUCCUGGACAAACAGGUGUGUGGAACCCCUGAAUACAUUGCUCCCGAAGUGAUCCUUCGCCAAGGCUAUGGGAAGCCAGUGGACUGGUGGGCUAUGGGAAUCAUCCUGUACGAGUUCCUGGUGGGCUGCGUGCCAUUCUUUGGAGACACCCCUGAGGAGCUCUUUGGUCAAGUCAUCACUGAUGACAUCUUGUGGCCGGAAGGGGAGGAGGCCCUCCCAGCAGAUGCUCAAGAUCUCAUCUCCUGCCUCCUGCAGACCAACCCUCUUCACCGCCUGGGGGCAGGUGGCGCCUACGAAGUGAAACAGCAUGCAUUUUUCAAAGAUCUUGACUGGAACGGGCUUCUGAGGCAGAAAGCAGAAUUCAUCCCUCACCUGGAGUCUGAGGAAGACACCAGCUACUUUGACACUCGCUCUGAUCGUUACCACCACAUUAACUCAUAUGAUGAAGAUGACACGACUGAAGAUGAACCUGUGGAAAUAAGACAGUUUUCAUCGUGCUCUCCCAGGUUCAGCAAGGUGUACAGCAGCAUGGAGCACCUAUCCCAGCAUGAGCAGAAGACUCCAGGCGUCACCAAGAGGGACCAGAGCAACAAACACAAAGAUGAGAAGCUCAGCAAAAGGGAAAGCUUAGGCAGCUUCACCCUUCGAGAGAAAAGCUGGCGCACCACCUCCCCUGAAAUGAAGCGGCUCUCAGCCUCGGAGUCGUCCUACACCGAGAGCGAUUCCAGCCCCCCGCUGGGUGCGCGUCGGCGCUUUUCGGCCCUGAUGGACACCAGCCGUUUUGCUGUGCCCCUGGAAACCGACAACGAGAGUCUUGGCAAGGGGCCUGCAAAGGCUCCUGCGGAAAACGGGCCCCCGGGGUCCACGCCCCAGGUCGAAGGCAAGGAGGGCAAGGAAGGGGCAGCAGGAGAGGCUGGGCAGAGUCCUGCCCCUGUGGAGACUGAGGCAGGCAAUAAAUCAAAAGCGGGUGAGCUACAGCCCCCAAAGGAGCUGGACCCAUCAGCCCCCAAAGCCACCAAUGACUUGGUGCUGCGCCGGGCCCGCCACCAACAGCUCUCAGGGGACUCCACGGCUGAGAAGCGCAGCUCCCGCACAGGGGGCAAAGUCAUCAAAUCUGCCUCAGCUACUGCGCUGUCCGUCAUUAUCCCCACAGUGGAACAGCACAGCAGCUCACCUUUGGCCAGCCCCAUGUCCCCCCGGUCGCUCUCCUCCAACCCGUCGUCCCGCGAUUCCUCGCCGUCCCGCGACUACUCGCCCGCCGUCACCAUCCUGCGCUCGCCCAUCACGAUCCAGCGCUCGGGGAAGAAGUACGGCUUCACCCUUCGUGCCAUCCGGGUUUACAUGGGGGACAGCGACGUCUACAGCGUGCACCACAUUGUCUGGCACGUGGAGGAAGGUGGUCCAGCUCAUGAGGCAGGCCUGUGUGCCGGGGACCUGAUCACCCACGUCAACGGGGAGCCGGUGCAUGGGCUGGUGCACACAGAGGUGGUGGAGCUCAUCCUGAAGAGCGGGAACAAAGUGAUGGUGACCACCACGCCCUUUGAGAACACCUCCAUCCGGAUUGGGCCAGCCCGCAAGAGCAGCUACAAAUCCAAGAUGGCUCGGAGGAACAAGAGGAGCACCAGCAAGGAAGGGCAGGACAGCACCAAGAAGCGAAGCUCCCUCUUCCGCAAGAUCACCAAGCAGUCCAACCUGCUGCACACCAGCCGGAGCCUGUCGUCGCUGAACCGCUCGCUGUCCUCCAGCGACAGCUUGCCGGGCUCGCCCACCCACGGCCUGGGCGCUCGCUCGCCCACCCAGAGCCUGCGUUCCACCCCUGACUCUGCCUACCUAGGUGCCUCUUCACAGAGCAGCUCCCCAGCCUCCAGCACCCCCAACUCGCCAGCUUCCUCGUCCCACCACAUGAGGCCAAGCACCCUGCACGGCCUGUCUCCCAAGCUGCACCGCCAAUACCGCUCCGCCCGCUGCAAGUCGGCCGGCAACAUCCCCCUCUCGCCCCUGGCUCACACCCCCUCGCCCACGCAGUCCUCGCCGCCCCCGCUGCCCGGCCAUACGGUGGGCAGCUCCAACACCACCCAGAGCUUCCCGGCCAAGCUCCACUCCUCGCCGCCCGUGGUGAGGCCGCGCCCCAAGAGCGCAGAGCCCCCCCGCUCGCCGCUGCUGAAGCGGGUGCAGUCGGCGGAGAAGCUGGGCUCCCCGCUCAGCUCCGAGAAGAAAGUGGUGGUGAGGAAGCACAGCCUGGAGGUGGUUCACUCCGAUUACCGCAAGGACUUCUACGGGGAGCCCGGCCUCCACAGCCUGGCAGAGUCCGACGGGGAGAGCCCCAGCGAGUCGGGGGCUCCAAAGCCGCUGGCCACCCGGCGCCUGGGCCGCCAGGAAUCCCCACUUAGCUUUGGGGCAGGAGACGGGGAGGCCAGCGCCCUGGAAGCCAGCAUCAAGGCCAGGCUCCCGGAAGCUCUGCUGGGGGACUGCAGGAGAAGCCAAGCCGUGCAGACCGAAGAGGCGUUUGCAGGAGCCAAUCGCGCCCUGGCCAAAGCCCUGAGCCCUGUGCAAGAGCACGAGCAAGGCAGGAAAGGAAGCGUGGAGGUGGAAGUCACCCCGCGGGGGCCUGUCCCCAUUGUGUUGGAACCCAAGGAGAGCCAGGAGCCUGGACCUCUGGGGAAAGCAGCUGCCGCGGAGCACGGCCAGGACAAGGCCGGCUCACCCAAGGAGAAGUGGAUCUUGGAGGUCGUGGAGGAACACACCACCCUGGGAACCUGUGCCAAGACCCCCAGUUGCCUCUGCCCAGAGGGGACCAAGAACGGGCUGAAGCGGGGCUCAGCAGAGGCAAAGGGGAAGCGGGGGAAGGAAGAGGUGCCUGCCCUGGGAUCCGGGAACAAGUGUGCUGGUGACACGCCGCGGCCUUCACCGCCGGCACUGGAGAAAAAGGGGGCAGCACGCUGACACAGAGGACUGCCUUUCUCACUGUACUGACCCCCAGGCUACGCUCCUUAGGAUACCUCCUUCAUCUUUGCCUUGCAGCCGUGGCAACCGUGGUGCUGGUUAGGGCACCCACAUCAAAGCUGGAGGGGGGCUGACCUGUAAGUUCCCUGUAAAUACGAAGGGCAGAGGCAAGGAUGCCUUCCCCCGCCCCCCAGCCACCCUCCUGCAAAUGGCAUGCCUGGUGUUAGGCCUUGUAAAGUACCUAUACAUAACUCUCUCUAUAUAUAUUAUAUUAUAUUAUUUAUAUAAAUAUACAUAUAUAUAUAUAUAUGAGCAAGACUACUCUAUACAUGAAAAGGUUAAUACUGUGAUCACUCCCUCCCCCAAAGCUACUCCCAAGGCCAUGUGUUUCAAGCUACUCCUUGAAGUCUGUAGGGGAACAGGGGGAAUGAAUGGAUUUGCAGGGGAAAGACAUCAGAACCAGAACACGUGCAGACCAAGCCUAGUUGGGAUGCGGAAGGUUUUACUAACCCACAAAGUGCAGAAACCCAAUUAUAAUUCUUGUUGCGUCCGGAUCCUUGCAUGCAGGUGUCCAACUUCAUGCGAGUUUAUCAUUCAUUCAUUCAUUCAUUCAUUCAUUCAUUCAUUGAGAUUGAGAGAUGCCGGUCCAGGCUGGCACCGCGGCAGCAGUCGGCAAGUGAGCUCCCAUCCCUCAACAGCCAAAGUCCCCACCCCCACUUUCAAUUUGCCCGUAGCACAUGCCCAAAGCAAGUUCUUCUUUCCUGACUCCCUUAGGUGAGGCAGGGAGAUGCAGAAACCCCGAAUUUAUUGUUUUGCCGUUCUAAUAAAUACUUAGGCAAAUCAUCUCGCUAAAGUGUGAGCACUUUAAACAUCAAAUUGAAACUCCCUGGCAAAGCAAAUUGCACAUCGGUCAGUUCCUAGCAUUGUACGUCUGUUUGAAACUAAACAAAAGUUUGGGUUUGAAUGUGCCUGGAUGGAGGAAAAGGCAGGUUGGCCCCACCUCUAGAAAAAGCAGAGGCGCUUUAACUAUAAAGGGGCAGAUUUGACGCACUAUGAAAAGCGGUGCUGUGGGAGAUUGGAAUAUCUGGCCCAGGGGUCACAACCGAUUGGCAAAUGUCCCUGUACUAGCCCUGUUUAAAUGGGGCUCACUUCUUGACUUAAGUAGUGGAAGGGGUGAGCCGUUUGGAUUUUCCACCUUAGGAAUGAAAGUAUUUUGCAAAGGCAAAGCUAGGCAGACUAGGGAUUCUUGAGAGAGAGAGAGAGAGAGAGAGAGAGAGAGAGAGAGAGAGAGAGAGAGAGAGAGAGAGAGAGAGAGAGAGAGAGAGACAUUGAGAACCCACGUAUUUCCAAACUUGGCUUAAUGAGCCCAUCAAAUUAAGUGGUUUCACGGGCAGUGAUUUUGGAGACAACUGAAAACCACGAAAGGUGCUUGGUUGGUUGCUUGGUGAAGAGGCAUGUUAUAGUGCAGUCUGAGCUCGUGGUGGAUCCCAACAUGGAAAUGCAUGUUGAAUCCAUUUUGGAGAAGGGGGGGAAAACAGUUUUCCAACAUAUUAAUACUUUUCUGCCCCUAUUCUUACAUGAGGUGCCCAAUGGGCGCUCACAUAGCAUAGCCUCUGACCUGCUGUGCAAAAUGGCAUCUCCUGCCCAUGUAUUGAAUGUAGAACUACCACGCCAGUCCUUGGGCCCACUAGGCUGUUGAAUGUCAGUGGCAAGAGCUGGCACCAGCAGAGUAGAACCAUUUGGCACAUACACUAGGACAGCAAUAAUGGUGCUGGAAGAGGAGGGUGGGCACUGCCGCCGUUGCGCAUCGCAGUUGUGUCAGCAGCUCCUGCAGCUGCAAAUUGGGUUGAAGUUGGUCAGGAAUACAUUUCCCUGUAGCCACAAAUUGGGCAAAAUGCCUGCAUGUCAGCCAUGCUGCCCCAUCAUGCAUCUGUCGUGUCAUCCGUGUUCGUGGGCAAUGAAGUCAUCAUGCAUGAUGGUUCUGUACAUUGGCAGUGUCUUGUUUCGAGGUAGAACUGUAACCUCAGAGCAUGUCUGCAGCUUUUGCCCAGAGGCACAAUGCCACUGGGCCUCCAAAGGCUCAGACCCUGAAAUACAGGGUACAGCUUUGGCAUAAGAGGGGGGUGGAGCCUGCCAGGGCAGGAGCGGGGCCUACUGAUAUCUGGUGGGUCAGGGGUGAAAUCUGAUUUCAGAGGAAAUUGGCAAAAAUUCUCAACCGAACUUCUCACCACCCACUCACGGCUUUCAACUCCUUCCAGUGCUCAGUCUUUACCUUGUUCUUAAGAACAUGGGAGGAGGAUGGAGCCCAGUGGAGGAAUGGCAGGUGCAUCCACUUUAACCUUGGGGAAUUUAGCAUUGUAAAUGUGGCAGCAGUUUCCUGACCAAAAAUCCUAAACUCUCAAUAAACCUACAGUGCCCAAGGUUAUUUAGAGAUAAACUAAAUCAGCACUAAGGAACAUGUUGGUACUGUAGUCUAAACCACUGAGCGUCUUGGACUCGCCGAUCGGAAAGUCGCCGGUUCAAACCCCCGCGGCGAGGUGAGCUCCCAUUGCUCUGUCCCAGCUUCUGCCAACCUAGCCGUUUGAAAGCACACCAGUGCAAGUAGAUAAAUAGGUACUGCUGUGGCAGGAAGGUAAACAGCGUUUCUGUGCGCUCUGGCUUCCAUCAUGGUGUUCCGUUGCACCAGAAGCGGCUUAGUCAUGCUGGCCACAUGACCCGGAAAGCUGUCUGUGGACAAACACCGGCUCCCUUGGCCUGAAGUGAGAUGAGCGCCGCAACCCCAUAGACAUCCUUUGACUGGACUUAACCAUCCAGGGGUCCUUUGCCUUUACCGUUUACCAACACUAAGUGGUUAGGUCCUGGAUGUACCAUAUGAGAAAAAUAGCCUUCUCUUCUCUCUUUGCAUCGGCCCCCUCACUCUGAGGUUUUAUUUUUUGGCCUGUAAAUCUUGAGGAGGAAGCAAAAACCCUGCAACUUUGGGUCAUGGUCAGAGAGUUGGCAGCCCUGCUGCAAAUGGCAACAUCAAACCCUAACUAACCACUAGGGUUCUUCCAUAUGUAUUCUUGACCAUUCUUCUGCCUGGUUCAGCUACCAGUCUGUCUCCAGCCGCCUUCCUCACUGGUGCUCUCCCAGUCCAGUUACGUCUGAAGUGAGAGAUACCCUCUAUGCAAUGCGAGCUGAUGGCAGAAGUCUCUUUUUACUUUUGCCCUCCCUCUCAAAUUUCCCUCUCGUUAUCCUACAGCAGCCAUUAACUGAUCUUUCCUCAGCUAUCCUGAUGGUGAAAAAAAUCACUUGCUUUCCUGAAGAGAGCUGGAUCCCAGGACAUCAGUUCAAAGUGUUGGUGCUGACCUUUAAAGCCCUAAACGGCCUCGGUCCAGUAUACCUAAAGGAGCGUCUCCACCCCCACCGUUCUGCCCGGACACUGAGGUCCAGCUCCGAGGGCCUUCUGGCGGUUCCCUCAUUGCGAGAAGCCAAGUUGCAGGGAACCAGGCAGAGGGCCUUCUCGGUGGUGGCGCCUGCCCUGUGGAACGCCCUCCCAUCAGAUGUCAAAAAGGAAAACAGCUACCAGAUUUUUAGAAGACAUCUGAAGGCAGCCCUGUUUAGGGAGGCUUUUAAUGUUUAAGAAAUUAGUGUAUUUUAAUGUUUCUGUUGGAAGCCGCCCAAAGUGGCUGGGGAAACCCAGCCAGAUGGGCGGGGUAUAAAUAAUAAAUUAUUAUUAUUAUUAUUAUUAUUAUUAUUAUUAUUAUUAUUAUUAUUAUUAUUAUUAUUUUCCAGUGGAAAUAAUAAUAGCAAUGAAGUGGGGCUAUAGGGGAAAGCUGGGUUCACUUCUGUUGAGACUUUACAACCCAUACAGUAUUUCUGUUGUCUGACCAAACCAAAUUUAGCCCAUUGGGCUUGAUCAAUCUUCCUUCCCCGCCUGGGGCAACAAAAACGCGAUUGGGAAGCAUGUGGGAAGCCAGAGCACGUGGCAAGUAGACUGUGUUUGACCUGGUGGGUCACAAGCUGUGUGAGCCUGGCCAAUAUGCAUUCUCUGUCCCCCCAAACCAUAUGAGACCUAGUGCUAGUCAUAGACGUUGCUCCAGGCGAGUCUGCAAGAUGCAAUGCAUGUGCUGAGGAAGCUACAGCAGUGGGAACAGGGGUAAAAGUCCUAAACUGGGAGGAAAGCAAGUGGGGAAAUGCUUUAUCUGGAUGAGUAAUUUUCUUCGCCAGUCCAGAGCUGCUGGACCCACAAGGGAGGGAGGCACUCGGAGAGCAGGAGGAGAACUCCAGGGAAGUAGGAGCUCCUGCCGGUCUGUCCACCUUGCAGGGAGGGCGUGUCGAUGGCUGUUGUGCCCUCCAAGCUCUGACAUGCAUGAACGACUACUGAAACACCUCCUGCUAUGUUGGCAUCUAUCUGUAAUGUGGAUAAAGGCAUAUAGCCCACCUCCCUCGCAAGGAGAUAAGAAGCUGAGAGCCACGAAGUGUCUGCCUGCAGUGUGUGUCUUCUUCUGGGCCAUUAUAACUGUCUCCAGGCUUAUUAAGGCAGGCACACUGUGUCAUGUUAAUAAACCAACCUGUACAGCAAAAUCUGGCCUUUAGCUUCUCUCGUUAUUGCUGCCUGUUUGGGAUGGAGGGAAGGGGACCAGAGAGCUCCCAUCUUCUUAUUCCCCGAGCUCCAGGAAAGGAAGCCGGACCCAGAGGAGCUGGAUCUGGGGUUGGGGUGGUCUCCUCAUCCACCGUUGAGGGUGUGGGGUUGGGUUCAAAGAACGAGCGGCCCCAGCUAGGCCGAGGGCUCGGGGUUUCCCUGCGCUCAAGCAGCUCCCUCCCUCCCACGUGAUGCCCGAGUCACUCGGCUCCUUGGAGCUUAUUUUCCCUGUUCUGCCCUCGGGUCUCCUCCCUUCUGCAUUGAGCUGGCUUCCCUCCAGCAGCCUACAACCCCAGUGCUUACAUAACAGCCAGGGCAUCGCGCCAGGAGGUUA
Zootoca vivipara (common lizard) is the source of this 9646-nucleotide messenger RNA. It is a transcript of the gene MAST1, whose product is annotated as microtubule associated serine/threonine kinase 1. Lineage: Eukaryota; Metazoa; Chordata; Lepidosauria; Squamata; Lacertidae. Gene Ontology annotation, biological process: cytoskeleton organization; peptidyl-serine phosphorylation; intracellular signal transduction. The record is from RefSeq and is a predicted model, not a curated record. Gene Ontology annotation, molecular function: protein binding; ATP binding; magnesium ion binding.